AUGCCAAGCCCAAGUAAGAAGAGGAAGCUGAACGAUCAAUCUUCAACCGGAGUGCCCUCGAGAGGUUUGGAAUAUUUCUUCUCUAAACAGAAGCAAAAUGGCACAUCGUCACCAAAAGCCGCGCCGGAGCCUACCACUGAUGUUGUACCGAAUGGCACAGGGUCCGGCGAUCCGCAGCCGGAAUUGACGGAUGAGGAGCUUGCCAGGAAGCUGCAAGCGGAAUGGGAUGCGGAGGUGCAGAAUGAAAGAGCAGAAUCCACGCCGUGUCCUGAGUCCCAAAAAGAACCAAGUCCAAAGUUGAACGACAGCAAUGGAGGGCAAGCUACCGAGACAAAGCCUUCGAAGGCCGACUCGGUGACAUCUACAGUGCUCCCAAUUGUCACGCCGAAGACAAACACGCUUUCGCUAUCCUCCGUGGCGAAUGCCGAAGACACAGUUUCCACGACCAUUCCUCUGGAUCAAAGUCCGCUGACCUUUGACCCUUCAGAAUUUGUUCCCCAGCUGAAGGAGCAAUGGGCGGCAGAGGGAGGGCAUGCUUCCUAUGCACUCCUCACCCGAUGCUUCAUUCUGGUGUCCGCAACGCAAAGUCGGAUAAAAAUCGUGGAUACUCUGGUGAAUUGCAUCAGAGUACUGAUUGAAGCUGAUCCGGAAAGCCUACUACCCGCGGUCUGGCUUGCAACUAAUUCCAUCUCGCCCCCUUACAUCUCCUUAGAGCUCGGCUUGGGAGGGUCAGCGAUCUCCAAGGCACUGAAACAAGUGUGUGGUUUAAACAGUCGCGCUCUGAAGACCAUUUACGACAAGCACGGCGAUGCUGGGGACGUUGCAUUUGAGGCGAAGAAGAAGCAAAACUUCACAUUGCGAAAACCGAAACCCUUGACCAUCAAGGCUGUCUACCAGUCUCUGGUCAAGAUUGCCAAUAGCCAAGGUCAAGGAAGCGGCGAAGCAAAGCAGAGAAUUGUCGAUCGCCUACUACAAGAUGCUCGUGGCGGCGAAGAGAGCAGGUACAUCGUACGAACGCUUUGUCAACAUCUACGUAUUGGUGCUGUCAAGACCACCAUGUUGAUCGCUCUCUCAAGGGCUUUUCUCCUUUCCCGACCUUCGGGGGCCGAGUUCCCAUUACGAUCAGUUAAGGACCUUCAAAAACUAAAGAAGGAAGAGCUAGCUGAAGUAUGGAGUAGGCCAGAGGAAAUACUGAAAGCCUGCUUUGCGCGACGUCCCAACUACAACGACCUUGUGCCUGCCUUGCUGGAAAUUGGCAUCUGCGACGAGCUGUUACUUCGCUGUGAUUUGACGUUACACAUACCACUUCGACCCAUGUUGGGAAGUAUUACGAGAGAUCUUUCCGAAAUGCUCACGAAGCUACAAGGCAGAGACUUUGCCUGCGAGUUUAAGUAUGACGGGCAGCGGGCACAGAUUCACUGCGAUGAAAAGGGCAAGAUUUCCAUCUUCUCGAGACAUCUCGAACUCAUGACGGAUAAGUAUCCCGACUUGGUCGCAUUGAUGCCCAAGGUUCGGGGCGAAGGCGUUGACAGUUUCAUCAUGGAGGGCGAAGUGGUCGCCGUGGACAGCGAGACGGGAGAUUUGAAGAACUUCCAGACUCUGAGCAAUCGAGCGCGGAAGGAUGUCGCUAUUGGCAGCGUACAGGUCAACGUUUGCAUGUUCGCCUUCGACCUCAUGUUUCUCAACGGACAACCUCUCUUGAACCGCCCCUUCCGAGAAAGAAGAGAACUUUUGCGGUCCAUGUUCAUCGAAGUUCCCCGCCAAUUUACCUGGGUGAAAAGCUUGGAUGCCACGUCACAAGACUCCGAUGCUGUACUGGAGUUUUUCAAGGCGGCAACGGACAUCAAGUGCGAGGGCAUCAUGGUCAAAAUCUUGGAUAAUUUGGCCGACGUUCCAUACCAAGGUGAGGACGCAGCGGACGCUGAUGUUGAGGUUGCCGAGGAACCCAGGACGCCGUCAAAGUCAAAAUCAAGGAGCAAAGGCAGCAAGGAUGAAGAGGGUGCUCCUAAGAAAAAGGGGAGACGCAAGCCUCUCCUCGCCACAUAUGAGCCCGAUAAACGAUUGGACUCAUGGCUGAAAGUCAAAAAGGACUAUAACGCAAGCUUUGAGACAUUGGACAUGAUUCCGGUGGCGGCCUGGCAUGGAUCAGGCCGCAAGUCAAAGUGGUGGUCGCCGAUCCUCAUGGCCGUCCGCAACGAGGACAGCGGCUCCCUCGAGGUCGUGUGCAAGUGCAUGUCGGGCUUUACCGACGCGUUCUACAAGGCGAACAGGGAACACUAUGAUGAUGGUGAGCUGGCCGAGAGGCAGAAUACUCGUUUGCAGAAGCCGGCUUUCGUUGAGUACUCUGGUCCGGAGCCUGACGUGUGGUUUGAGCCCCAGGAGGUAUGGGAGAUGGCGUUUGCGGACAUCACGCUAAGUCCAACAUACACAGCCGCUAUUGGGCUGGUCAGCGACGAACGUGGUCUGAGCCUGCGAUUCCCGCGAUUUUUGAAGAAGCGCGAGGACAAGAGCAUGGACGAGGCGAGCACCAACGAGUUCCUUGCCGGCUUGUGGAGGAAGCAGGAGGCGAAGGCGCCGACUAAGGAAGGGCAGGACGAUGUUGUGGACGAAUUUGAGGAAUAA
Molecule: messenger RNA, 2622 nt
Organism: Colletotrichum orchidophilum
Lineage: Eukaryota; Fungi; Ascomycota; Sordariomycetes; Glomerellales; Glomerellaceae
Product: DNA ligase I
Exons: 2
Coding region: 1-2622 (873 amino acids)
Biological process (GO): DNA biosynthetic process; DNA recombination; double-strand break repair via alternative nonhomologous end joining
Cellular component (GO): DNA ligase III-XRCC1 complex
Molecular function (GO): DNA binding; ATP binding; DNA ligase (ATP) activity
Source: RefSeq, a predicted model, not a curated record